This is a messenger RNA of Lindgomyces ingoldianus, 1422 nucleotides long. RefSeq names its product FAD binding domain-containing protein. Lineage: Eukaryota; Fungi; Ascomycota; Dothideomycetes; Pleosporales; Lindgomycetaceae. Bases 1 to 1422 code for a protein of 473 amino acids. Gene Ontology annotation, molecular function: FAD binding; oxidoreductase activity. The transcript is spliced from 3 exons. The record is from RefSeq and is a predicted model, not a curated record.
AUGAGGUUACUGUUGGGUGUACAGCUCUUGAUCACAACGGUAUCGGCUCUCGUUAUUAGAGCUCCAGCUAUUGCUGAGGACCUCAAGAAGCUCGUCUCAGCUUCGUCUGUCUCGAUCGAGGUUCGCGCAAGAUGGAGCGACUACAACCUACCGCUUCCAUCCGUCGUGGUAAGCGCGGCCAAUGAAAACGAUGUAGCGGCAGUCGUCAAGUAUUGUGCAAAGGCAGGAAUCCCAUUCUUAGCACAGAACGGGGGUAACGGAUGGGCCACACAAUUCGAUCUCGGUACCGAUGGUGUUCUCAUCAACUUGGCUGGCCUCAAUAAAGUCACCAUCAGUGCCGAUAAGCAGUCGGCUACAAUUGGCGGAGGUGCCAUCAUCAAUGACACUAUCUCCGCGGCAAAUGCGGCUGGGGUACUGGUUCAAACUGGCAACUGCAAUUGCGUCGGUACGCUUGGAGCUCUUCUCGGUGGCGGGUAUGGCAACAUCAUGGGUGAACACGGCUUCGCCGUUGACAAUGUCAACUCCAUGCGAGUCGUGACUGCAACCGGCAAACUCCUCACAGUGUCUAGUACUUCCAAUGCUGACCUGUUCUGGGCACUCCGAGGCGCUGGACCAAACUUUGGUAUUGUAACUUCGGCAACGGUUAAGGCUUUCCCAGCCACCUCCCAGGACAGGUCCGCCUGGAUCAUGAGUCUCACCUUCGAUCCAUCCAAGAUCACCCAAGUCGCUCAAGCUAUCCAGGACCUGCCUCUCAAGCCAGAGCAAGUUGUCUACUUGGUCCUAACUAAUUCCGGCCCACCAUCCAAUGCUCCUAUGGUACUCGUCACUGGAUUUCUCCGCAAGGGAACCGAGGCAACCGGACGAGCUGCCUACGCCCCUCUAUACGCUCUAGGUCCACUUACUAACUCAAGCGCUGUCACGCCCUAUCUCAGCUGGAACGCCGCAAAUGAUGGGUUCUGCUCUCGUGGCGGACAGAAACCUGCUUUUAGCACCACCAUCAAUAAGAUGAAAGCGGAAACCUGGCCUCAGAUAUGGAGCCUGUACACUGAUUUCCAGAAGAAGUCGGGUGCUGAGAACUCCGCGGUAUUGAUUGAGCGGUACAAUCUAACGAAGGCUCAGUCUGUCCCCAUUGGUUCGUCGGCUAUGCAGGAAGCCCUCCGGCGCGAUGCUUUCGCGCAAGCGAUUGUGAUUCCCUGGUAUACGGAUCCUGCUCUGGAUGCCGAUGCUAUUACUUUUGGUUCGAAGGUUCGGGAUAUCUGGAGUUACUCGGCGAAUGCGACAGUCAACCCCACAUAUGCUAACUUUGCUCAUGGUGAUGAAACACUACAGGCAAUCUUCGGAUCAAGCCUGACCAAGUUGAAAACAUUAAAGCAGAAAUGGGAUCCAUCUGGGGUAUUUGAUCAAUGGUUUCCCAUCAAAUGA